Messenger RNA from Fukomys damarensis (Damara mole-rat), 5255 nucleotides. It is a transcript of the gene Ikzf4, whose product is annotated as IKAROS family zinc finger 4. Gene Ontology annotation, biological process: regulation of transcription by RNA polymerase II. Gene Ontology annotation, molecular function: DNA-binding transcription factor activity; RNA polymerase II cis-regulatory region sequence-specific DNA binding. The transcript is spliced from 16 exons. Lineage: Eukaryota; Metazoa; Chordata; Mammalia; Rodentia; Bathyergidae. The record is from RefSeq and is a predicted model, not a curated record. The coding region runs from base 1893 to 3752 and encodes 619 amino acids.
GUCGCUCAGUGCAAAGGCAGUAGAUUCAAUCCCUACUACCACAAAAGAAAGAAUAAAGUCCUGACUUUUUUCUAGUGAGCAUACAAAUGAAAGUUUGUUCUUUAUUUCUUCUUAGUUUUAAAUCUGCAGCUCUUACUUCCCAACAUGGGAAAAAAAUUGAUCCCACCUUCUACCACUCCCACAUACAUCUACAGAGAAAUUCUUUCUCUCAAAUUGGUGCCCCGUUUUGUCUGUCUUUCUCCCCACACCGGCUUCCUCACUUUCUCCCUCUCUGUCUCUAUAUGCACAUGCUUGCAUGCACAUACUCUGCUGUGCAGUAAGAAUAAGACUGUGAGAGCCUGUGGGUGUGGAAAUGCUACAGGCAGAGAGACUCUCUUAUGUAGCCCAGGCUGGCCCCAGACUCUCAGUGAUCCUCCUACCUUAGCCUCCCCAGUGCUGGGAUUACAGAUAUGUACCCAUGCCUGGCCAGCCAUAACUUGUAAAGAGAGACCCGGGAGGCUAGGGGUGUAGCUCAGUGAUAGAGCACUUGCCUAGCAUGUGUAUGGCCUUUGGUUUAAUUCCCUGCAUCGCACGAAAAGUGGAAAAAAGUAACUGAAAAGAGACAUGAGAGCAAGAAGAUUAUUCUCCUAUCUGCUGUAUAAGACUGUGUUUCCACUUGACAGGUUUAAGUCACCAAGAUGCAGACAAAAAAACGUCACCUCAUAACACAAGAAAGAAGGCAAGCAGGGUGGCCCACACCUUCCAGCUAGAGCAAGAUUAAAUGUUGUGCUCCAGUAGAGAGAAACUUCUGUUGUCUUCAUGACAGGGAGGCGCAAAGAGCAAGAAAAAGAUGCAUCUAUCUGAGCUCUAGAAGGAGACAUGAGGUGCAGCUGCCUAAUUUGACCCAGUUCCUCCAUGGAGACUCUAAGAUCUGCUGCUUGGUCAUGUAGGGAGGAGAUACAUUGAGGGAUGGACAGUGGGAAGCUUGGGAAGGGUGCUCUGUGUGGAGAUUUGAGCAAAGAAUGAAGUACCUCUGCUGAUUUGCUCCUAGUUUCAGAAAACCAACAGCACUGACAGCAGGGCCUCAGUCCCUCUCACUUCCAGGAUUACCAACUUGGCAUUGAGACAAGCUGGAGUCAGCUAAGUACUGUUUUUGCCCAAGAUGUGUCGCAGCACCUUCUGGCACCUUCUGUGAGUGGUCGCAGUUUUCCUCCUGAGGGCUGAGAUAGACACCCCUCCUACAGUAUCGGCUCAACUGCAGGCCAGAGAUGCACUGAAAACCCAGACUCACCCUGGACUAAGAUCUCUUUAAGAUGGACAUAGAAGAAUGCAAUGGCCGCCCCUACUUGUCUGAUGUCAGCAGCAACUUUGGAGUAGAAAAGAGAAAGUUAAGGCAAGGCAACAUGAACUAUGAAGAGUGCCCCCUGCAGGACUGAGCUCCGCUUCGCUUCGACGUCCACUUGAGGGACCCCUGCUGGGCUGACAGGGGCAGGGGUGCCCGCAUUGUACAACGCUACUACAGCACACUUGGCCCUUCUGUUUGUCGCCUUGCUCUUCCUCAGCCUGGGGGCCUCUCACCAGCCCCUUGAUGAAGGAAGGGGUAGCUCUCCUGAUGUUCAAAGAAAUUUUACUGUCUCACAACCUGAUAUAAAAAGUCCAUUUUUCCCUCUCCCUUUCUUUUCUAAAGGACCAUUCCCAUGGGGAAGAAGGAAAGAAAGAGUCCAGUAAUCUACAGCAUAGAUCUCCAUACCCCCUAAACCUGGCUUGUGCAGUUAACUGAGCAACUCUUCUCCUGGGCUUUCUGGGGCUGUGAAAUGUGUGAGGGAACCUUGGGAGAAAAGGACCCAGGGGAAUCCACGCUUCCUGGAAGGUGAGUGGCUGGGCUCACCCCUGCCUGCCACCGAGACGCAGACAUGCACACACCACCCGCACUCCCUCGCCGCUUCCAAGGCGGCGGCCGCGUUCGCACCCCAGGGUCUCACCGGCAAGGGAAGGAUAAUCUGGAGAGGGAUCCCUCAGGAGGGUGUGUUCCGGAUUUCUUGCCUCAGGCCCAAGACUCCAACCAUUUUAUAAUGGAAUCUUUAUUUUGUGAAAAAGAUUGUGGGGAGGAGGGAUUUUUUAAAAGACAAUCAUUUUCAGGUAGCGGGGACUCAUCUCUGGAGAAGGAGUUCCUCGGGGCCCCAGUGGGGCCCUCAGUGAGCACCCCCAACAGCCAGCACUCUUCUCCCAGCCGCUCACUCAGUGCCAACUCCAUCAAGGUGGAGAUGUACAGCGAUGAGGAGUCGAGCAGACUGCUGGGCCCAGACGAGCGGCUGCUGGAAAAAGAUGACAGCGUGAUUGUGGAAGACUCGUUGUCAGAGCCUCUGGGCUACUGUGAUGGGAGUGGGCCAGAGCCUCACUCGCCUGGUGGCAUCCGGCUGCCCAAUGGCAAGCUCAAGUGUGAUGUCUGCGGCAUGGUCUGUAUUGGCCCCAACGUGCUUAUGGUGCACAAACGUAGCCACACGGGUGAGAGGCCCUUCCACUGCAACCAGUGUGGUGCCUCCUUCACCCAGAAGGGCAACCUGCUGCGCCACAUCAAGCUGCACUCUGGGGAGAAGCCCUUCAAAUGUCCCUUCUGCAACUACGCAUGCCGCCGGCGUGACGCACUCACAGGCCACCUCCGCACACACUCAGUCUCCUCUCCCACAGUGGGCAAGCCCUAUAAGUGCAACUACUGUGGCCGGAGCUACAAACAGCAGAGUACCCUGGAGGAGCACAAGGAGCGAUGCCACAACUACCUACAGAGUCUCAGCACUGAAGCCCAAGCGUUAGCUGGCCAACCAGGUGAUGAGAUUCGUGACCUGGAGAUGGUGCCAGACUCCAUACUGCACUCAGCAUCUGACCGGCCAACUUUCAUUGAUCGUCUGGCUAACAGCCUCACCAAACGCAAGCGUUCCACACCCCAGAAGUUUGUAGGUGAAAAGCAGAUGCGCUUCAGCCUGUCUGACCUCCCCUACGAUGUGAACUCAGGCAGCUAUGAAAAGGAUGUGGAGCUGGUGGCCCACCACGGCCUGGAGCCUGGCUUUGGAGGUUCUCUGGCCUUUGUAGGUGCAGAACAUCUGCGUCCCCUCCGCCUUCCACCUACGAAUUGCAUCUCAGAACUCACGCCUGUCAUCAGUUCUGUCUACACCCAGAUGCAGCCCCUCCCUGGCCGACUGGAGCUUCCAGGGUCCCGAGAAACAGGUGAAGGGCCCGAGGACCUGGGGGAUGGAGGUCCCCUCCUCUACCGAGCCCGAGGCUCCCUUACUGACCCGGGGGCAUCCCCCAGCAAUGGCUGCCAGGACUCCACAGACACAGACAGCAACCACGAAGAUCGGGUUGGGGGGGUGGUGUCCCUCCCUCAGGGUCCCCCACCCCAGCCACCUCCCACCAUCGUGGUGGGCCGGCACAGUCCUGCCUAUGCCAAAGAGGACCCCAAGCCGCAGGAGGGCUUACUGCGGGGCACCCCAGGCCCCUCCAAGGAAGUGCUUCGAGUGGUGGGCGAGAGCGGCGAGCCCGUGAAAGCCUUCAAAUGUGAACACUGCCGCAUCCUCUUCCUGGACCAUGUCAUGUUCACCAUCCACAUGGGCUGCCAUGGCUUCAGGGACCCUUUUGAGUGCAACAUCUGUGGUUACCACAGCCAAGACCGGACUCACAAGAGGGGGAGAAGUCGGCACAACUCCACUGCAAGUGGAAGUCUCUUUCUCCAGAGUUUCCUGCCCACGGCCACAGCCAUCCCACUCUCUCUUCCUUGAGAUUCAAACCAAAGGCUGUUUUUCUAUGUUUAAAGAAAAAGUAAAAACCAAACACAACACCUCACAAGUUAUAACUCUUGGUCCUUCUUCUCUUUUUCUCUUCCUUUCCCUUCCAUCUCUUUCUACGUGUCCUUUCCUCAUUGGCUCUUCUGCCUUUCCUACUUUUCUCACUCCCUGUCAGGUAUAUUGGGAUUAAGGAUUAGAUCCCGGGAUUGGGGCCCUUCGGGGUUCUGGGAAGAGUGUACCUUAUCCCAUCCGGGAAAGGACAUCACUUUCUCCUCUUCCACCUUUCACUCCCCUAUUAUACAAUUUCCCCAAGAGAACCAGAUGGCAGGAAGAGACCGCCCAGGGUGAUUGUUCCUCCUCGACAAUGUAGCAAUAAAUAGAUGCUGCCAAGGGCAGAGGACGGGGCAGUCAGCUCAGAGGAGAGUGGUCCCUCAGAGGGGAAGAGUUUUCUCAAUAGCACCCUGGGCUACUCACUCCUGUCCAGGAUGGCAGCAGAGCUGAGAGUAAUAUCUAGGCUUCUCCUGAACUAUUCUGGUUAUUGAGCCCCUUCCCUCAGACCUACCCCUUCCACUUCUGCGUCUGCUGUGUAUUGAUGAUACCUCAUAAGGACGAGUCCCCCUUGUCGGGUAUCAGAGCCUUAGGGUGCCCCAUCCCCUCUAGUCAGCCUUGGCACCGGUAACCUCCCGGAACAUGAAGGACUGUGCUCUGAGGCAACUCCAUGCCCGUGAGAGCAGAGACUGGAAGGGCAAGACCAGGUGCUAGGGAGGGAGAGAGGGGCAUCCUGUCUCUCUCCAGACCACCACUGCACUUUAACCAGGGUCUUAGGUACAAAAUCCUACUCUUCAGAGCCUUCCAGCUCUGGAACCUCAAACAUCCUUCUGCUCUCUCCCAGCUCCUUUUGCAUAAAAAAAAAAAUUAAAGAAAAAAAAAACACAAACUGAAACCCACAUGGAGAAAAGAGGUGUUUCCUUUUAUACUGCUAUUCAAAAUCAACAUCACAAAAAUAAAAAAAUAAUUUCUAAAAAAAAACACUUUUCCAGACUUUUGUUUUUCUGUGUCAGUGUCCAAGCUGCGGGUGGGAUUUUAUAAUACUUCUGGCAGCUUCUUUCCUUGUGUACAUAAUAUAUAUAUAGAUAUAUUUUUAAUCAGAAGUUAUGAAGAACAAAAAGAAAAAAACACAGAAGCAAGUGCAAUACCACCUCUCUUCCUCUCCCAGGGUUUCCUUUGUAGCCGCUUUGGUGUUUCCUUUGGCCUUGGCCCCUACACCUCCCCUCUUUCUCUGGUCCCCACCCCCCCUUUUUUUUAAAGAGUUUUUCUUCUGUCUUAAGGGGAGUUAAACUAGCUUUUGAGACUUAUUGCAAAGCAUUUUGUAUAUGUAAUAUAUUGUAAGUAAAUAUUUGUGUAACGGAGAUAUACUACUGUAAGUUUUGUACUGUACUGGCUGAAGGUCUGUUAUAAAUAAACAUGAGUAAUUUAACACCCCUGGUUGUCUUUGCA